Molecule: messenger RNA, 1211 nt
Organism: Cornus florida
Lineage: Eukaryota; Viridiplantae; Streptophyta; Magnoliopsida; Cornales; Cornaceae
Product: metalloendoproteinase 3-MMP-like
Exons: 1
Coding region: 58-1008 (316 amino acids)
Biological process (GO): proteolysis; collagen catabolic process; extracellular matrix organization
Cellular component (GO): extracellular matrix
Molecular function (GO): metalloendopeptidase activity; zinc ion binding
Source: RefSeq, a predicted model, not a curated record
CCAUUAUAUACUCAAAACAAAAACAAAGCCUUCUUCUGUUCUUGCAACAAACUUACAAUGGCCCCUAAUCUCUCUCUUCUUUUAGGAGCUUUCCUUCUCCUCCUCGUCGCGGUUCAGUCUAAAAACCACACGAAACCACCCGAAAAAGGCUUCAAGUUCCUCCAGCACUUGCAGGGAUGCCACAAGGGGCAGACAGUGAAAGGCCUUCACGAGCUCAAACGCUAUCUCGAGAAAUUCGGCUACUUGAACUAUGGCACUACUAAUAACCAUCAUCAUUCAAAGAGUACGGCUACAAUUAGCAAUCUCAACCAUGCAAACGACGACAUGUUCGACGACAUUCUAGAGUCUGCAGUGAGAUCAUACCAAUCAUAUUAUCACUUGAAGGUCACCGGGAGCCUAGACUCCGAAACCGUUCAGCAAAUGAUUCUCCCUAGAUGUGGCGUGGCUGAUGUUGUCAACAAUGCAACAAAUAUGAAACACCCCCGACUUUUCAACAUGGUUGCUCAGUACUCAUUUUUCCCGGGAAAGCCGAGGUGGCCUGCAUCAAAAACCCGUCUCACUUAUAGCUUCCAAUCCAGUGCACAGGUUGUGGGAUUGCAAGAACUGAGGUCGGUGUGCUCGCGAGCUUUUAAAAAAUGGCAAGAUGUGAGCCGAUUCACGUUUGUGGAAGCUCCGCAGGGUGCAGACGGGGACAUUGUUAUCGGUUUCCAUCGCGGUAAUCAUGGCGAUGGAUAUCCAUUUGAUGGUCCCGGUCGGACAUUUGCUCAUGCGUUUGCACCAACAAGAGGAUGGUUCCACUAUGAUGCUGAUGAGAAUUGGAGUAGUAAUCCGAACAUGAACCAAGUGGACUUGGAAUCACUUGCAGUUCAUGAGAUAGGGCAUGUUCUUGGGCUUGGACACAGUGAAGAUCUGAAUGCCAUUAUGUAUGCAUAUUUUUCUUAUGGAACUAUCAAGAGGGAUCUGAAUGCUAAUGAUAUAGAAGGGAUACGCGUCUUGUACUCUUCUUGAGUACAUGCUAAAACCAGGUUAAUUAGCAUAUAUAUAUAUAUAUAUAUAUAUAUAGGCCUAUGGCUUUUUGUUUUAUGUUAUUAUGAGAAAAAGAAAAUAAGUGAAUAUCGGUGAUAAACCUGUGUAUUCAACAAGAGUUGUACUCGCGACUUGUUCGCUUAUGGAAUGAAUGAUUCUCGAUCUAUAAAAGAAUUUUUAUGGAA